AUGGCAAAGAGUGUGUGUCAGACAUUCAUGGAUGCAAAGCUAUUCGAGAAUGUAUCAGACUCGAGCAAUCGCUCGUUCAAAGACAAGUGUCUAUAUGCGCUCACUUCCAAGGGUUUAUACGUUCUCGAACACUUUAUAACCAAGAAUCUCAUAGCUUCCAAUCAUUUAACGAAAUUGUUUGCUGCUCAAGCUGCCCCGAUCAAACUAUUCUAUCUCGAAAGAUCUUUGGAAACCGAUUCACUCGUUUUAAAUAAACAAACAUUGGUACCCAUAUUUAGACGAUUUGCUGGACAACACACGUCAUCGACCGCAUCCAAUGAACGAGGAGAUCGUAAUCUAGGUAUUGAAUUGCGUGAAAAAUCCAAUCGAACAUUGCAAUUUGUUUUCCAAGGAGGAAGUGCAUGCGACUGGCUAUGUGACUUUACAACAGUAGUCACACGUGAAGAAGCAGUAAAAAUAUUUAAUGAAUUCUUACGUAAUAAGCUUGUUGAACCAGCUCCCGACAAGAAAUCCGAACGAAAAGACAAUGAACUUCGCUACUCUAAAACGACGUUUUAUAUACUCAGCGAAGAGGGCCAACGAGUGGCUGGCUGGGAUAUAUUGGAUAUUGGAAACAUCCACAGCGAUAGCGACAGUAAUAGAAAUAAACUGAAAGAGUUGUUGAGUUAUGGAAAUAUCCGGUCGGCAAUUAGCAACAAGGAUAAAGUCGCUGAUCGAGCCACUGCUCAGUCAUUGUUAGACAAGGAGAAAAUCAACACAAAACCAGUGAAGAAACAUAGAAACUCGGUCAGUGCAUUGCCUCAGUAUAAAGAGUCUAAUAACAAAAAGUUACAACAGAUUUUGGACGAUCAGGCACUAAGCAUGCUGUUUAUGGACUUUUUAAAGUCUAAACUAUGCGAAGAGAAUUUAUUAUUCUUGCUCGAGAUAAAACAGCUGAAACAGAAAUAUUCACGCGAUGCCAAUGAAGUGGGCGAGAUACAAGAUCCAAUGGAGAAACAGAGAUUCAUUGCUGAUGCGUUCAGGAUUUAUAAUACGUUUCUCGCUCCUGGAUCGGCUAGUGAAUUGAACAUUGAUCAUUCAUUGAGACAGCAUUACAACCAGAUAAUAAUGACGAUAGUUUCACUCGACGCGGAUGCAACCGCUCCAACAACAGACAAGUCUGUAGUUACCAUCAAUUUGUUCAACAAGAUAGAAGAAACCAUCUUUCGUCUGAUGGCCUCGGAUUCAGUACCCAAAUUUAUAAGGACAGAAAGUUAUAUUGCUACGUUAUACGGUAGACAGAGUCUCGAUAUAGUCAAGACCAAUGACGUAGAUAGAACUCACAGACAUACGAACUCUUUAGCUACGACGGCUCAUAAUAGUCCAGCCGAGCCUAUUCCUGUUAGUGGCGAAACAGUAUGA
This is a messenger RNA of Paraglomus brasilianum, 1401 nucleotides long. The record is from the annotation of a GenBank genome assembly. NCBI's taxonomy places the organism in Eukaryota, Fungi, Glomeromycota, Glomeromycetes, Paraglomerales, Paraglomeraceae.